Numida meleagris (helmeted guineafowl) is the source of this 4819-nucleotide messenger RNA. RefSeq names its product ATPase 13A5 (gene ATP13A5). Gene Ontology annotation, cellular component: late endosome membrane. Gene Ontology annotation, biological process: intracellular calcium ion homeostasis; polyamine transmembrane transport. The transcript is spliced from 31 exons. Gene Ontology annotation, molecular function: ATP binding; polyamine transmembrane transporter activity; ATPase-coupled monoatomic cation transmembrane transporter activity. The record is from RefSeq and is a predicted model, not a curated record. Bases 302 to 3865 code for a protein of 1187 amino acids. NCBI's taxonomy places the organism in Eukaryota, Metazoa, Chordata, Aves, Galliformes, Numididae.
AGGCACAAUACUGUUAACUGUAACAAUCUUACCUGUCGGUGAGCCACAGUUGGGCAAGUUGUUGGCUCCUCAUGUUCUCUGUCAUGAUAUUUGAUGUCUCCUUCACUGUGCAGCCCCACUGGACCAGCCUGUCCCACCCCGGAGUGUAUUAAAAACUGUGCACAUUGUGAGACUUUCAAAGGCAGCAGGAAGGACCAUGGGGAGGGCUAUCUGUAAUGCUGCCCUGAGUUCAAGUCAAUAGCCGUGCUUGAUGUUGCGUGACCUCACCAAGGACAUCCAAGGCUGAAAACAACGCAGUCAGAUGGAGGAAAAGAUUUGGAAGGAUCAUUAUGUGCUCCUCAACAAGGAUGAAGAAAAUGAGCUGGAGGCUUUUGGCUACAAAAGCCAGGGCUGCCGGAAGGCCCUGUGCAUUGCUGGAUACAUCUUGUCCUGCGGGGCUCUGCUGCUGCUGUUCUACUGGAAGCCAGAAUGGGAUGUGUGGGCAAACUGUGUCCCCUGCAGCUUGGAAGAAGCAGAUGUCAUCCUACUCAGAACAACUGAUGAGUUUCAGAAAUACACCCAGAAGAAGGUGACCUGGAUUGAUUUGUCCACUUUGGCACUACCCGUUGGUAGUAAUUCAGAAUGUCCUCUCAUAGAUGAUAAAGACUCUGUUAUAAACAGAGCCAUAAUGAAGCCACAGUUAAAGAUGAGAUGUAUUCAAGUACAGAAAAUCCGUUACAUUUGGGACUUUUCUGUAAAAGAGUUCAGGAAAGUUGGAUCACUGGAAGACAGCAACACGUGUCACAGCAUACACCACAAGUUUGGAGCCGGCCUGACAGGGGAAGAACGGAAAAUCAGGCAGCUGGUGUGUGGGCCUAAUGCCAUCGAAGUUGAAAUCCGUCCCAUUUGGAAGUUACUUUUUAAAGAGAUUUUAAACCCCUUCUAUGUGUUCCAAGCCUUCACUCUCACUCUGUGGCUGAGCCAAGGCUACAUUGAAUACUCAGUGGCCAUCAUAGUCCUGUCAGUCAUUUCUGUUGGCCUAACUGUGUAUGAUCUCAGACAGCAGUCUACCAAGCUGCAUGACCUCGUUGAGGAGCAUAACAAAGUCCAGGUUACAGUCUGCACAAAGAACGAAGGUUUCAAAGAACUGGAGUCUCGUUGCUUAGUCCCAGGAGAUGUUUUUCUUUUAGAUGGAAAAAAGCUCUCCCUCCCAUGUGAUGCUAUCCUGAUUGAUGGAAGUUGCAUUGUGAAUGAAGGGAUGCUCACAGGUGAAAGCAUUCCAGUUAUGAAGACCCCAUUGCCUCUCGCGGAGAGCCCGGAGCCCUGGAAAACACACAGCAUGGAGGACUACCGAAGACAUGUCCUCUUCUGUGGGACUGAAGUCAUCCAGGCAAAGUCAUCUGGCAGAGGGCUGGUGCGGGCCGUGGUGCUGCAAACCGGGUUCAACACUGCUAAAGGUGACUUGGUGAGGUCUAUCCUCUACCCCAGACCUGUGAACUUCCAGCUCUACCGAGAUGCCUUCAAAUUCAUUCUAGGCCUCUCUGCCAUUGGUGUGUUGGGAUUGAUAUACACCGUUUGUGUGUUCACAUACCACAAAAAGCCAGUGGCAGAUGUCGUGUCCAUGGCCCUCCUCCUCCUCACCGCAGCUGUGCCUCCUGCCAUCCCCGCUGCCCUGACCACGGGCACCGUUUAUGCCCAAAGGAGGCUGAAGAAAAAGAAGAUUUUCUGCAUCACUCCACAGAGGAUUAAUAUCUGCGGGCAAAUCAACCUCGUCUGCUUUGACAAAACGGGCACGUUGACAGAAGAUGGACUGGACCUGUGGGGCAUCCUCCCUUCUGAGGGAAGCUGCUUUCAGAAAAUCCACAAGUUUCCAUCCAGCACUCCUCUGCCCUGGGGACCGGUGUGUGGAGCCAUGGUGAGCUGCCACUCCCUGGUGGUUCUGGAUAAGAAGAUUCAAGGAGACCCACUGGACCUGAAAAUGUUUGAGGGCACACACUGGGAGAUAGAAGAGUCCAGCACAGCUUGGGAUAGGGCCGGUGCUAUUGAUGCCUGCAUCGUUAGACCGGGGCCGAACGCCAGCAGCGCCCCCGUGGAAGGAAUUGCAAUCCUGCAUCAAUUCCCAUUUUCCUCUGGGCUGCAGAGGAUGUCUGUUGUUUCACAGAAGAUUGGAGAGGAGCAGUAUGACCUGUACAUGAAAGGAGCACCAGAAAUAGUGUCCAGCUUUUGCAGACAAGAAACCGUCCCAGCUGAUUUCUUGGAGGAGCUUAAGUCAUACACAAGCCAAGGCUUCAGAGUGAUUGCCCUGGCCCAUAAAUUGCUGAGCCUUCCAGAGGAUGUAGAUGUGAGUAACCUGGAGAGAGAAGAGGCAGAGUCUGAGCUAGAGUUUCUGGGCCUCCUGGUGAUGGAGAACCGCCUGAAGCCAGAAACAAAGCCUGUGCUGCGAGAGCUGGCCGCUGCCCGCAUCAGGAGCAUCAUGGUCACAGGGGACAACCUUCAGACAGCAGUCACGGUGGCCAGGAGCGCGGCUAUGAUUCACGAGGGCAGCAAAGUCAUCAUCAUUGAAGCCAGCGAACCAGAGGGCUCCGCUCCAGCUUCCAUUGCCUGGCGGUUGGCAGAAGGCAGCAAGGAGGUGUGUGCCAAUACCCAGGAAAAGAUCACAUUGGAAGGAGAAAGCUGCAACUACCAUUUUGCAAUGAAUGGGAAGUCCUACCAGGUUCUCCUAAAGCACUUCUACAGCUUGCUGCCAAAAAUACUGCUGAAUGCGACUGUCUUCGCUAGGAUGUCUCCUGGCCAGAAAUCCAGCCUUGUUGAAGAGCUUCAGAAACUCGAUUACUACGUGGGUAUGUGUGGUGAUGGAGCCAAUGACUGCGGGGCUCUGAAGAUGGCCCAUGCAGGGAUAUCGCUGUCGGAGCAGGAGGCAUCGGUGGCCUCGCCUUUCACCUCACAGAUCCCCAACAUCCAGUGCAUGCCGGAGCUGAUCAGGGAAGGUCGAGCUGCUUUGGUGGCUUCCUUUGCUGUUGUUAAAUACCUGACCCUGUACGGCCUGAUACAGUUUGUUGGCACCGCUCUGCUGUUCUGGCAACUGCAAAUCUUUGGGAAUUACCAGUAUUUGAUUCAAGACAUGGUCAUUACCCUCCUGGUUUGCCUAACAAUGAGCCUGACAGAAGCCUACCCAAAGCUGGCACCCUAUCGCCCUCCUGGCCAGCUCAUCUCCCCUCCUUUGCUGCUCUCUGUUAUUCUCAACGUGUGCUUUACCAUAGCCCUGCAGACCUGUGGCUUCCUGCUGGUGAAGAAGCAGCCCUGGUAUGUAGCGCUGGCCAGCUGGAGACAUUGCUCGCUCGGGAACCAGACCUUGCCCUCUGCCGACCCAGGGGGAAACGGUACCAGCAGCAGCAGUGCCCAGAGCACCGUCCUCAGCUACGAAGGCACAACAUUGUGGCCACUGUCUUCCAUCAACUGCAUCAUUGUGGCCUUUGUCUUUUCCAAAGGAAAGCCCUUCCGCAAGCCCAUCUACACCAAUUAUGUAUUUUCAGCCCUCCUGGCCCUCCAGCUCGCCGUCUGCCUCUUCCUCUUCCUCGCUGACAUGGAUGCUGUGUACAGUGGCAUGCAGUUUCUUUGCACUCCUGUGAUCUGGAGAGUUUAUGUCCUACUGAUGCUCUUGGUCACCUUCUGUGUAUCUUUUUUUACGGAGGAUGUUCUCCUGCAGAACAAGCACCUCUGGAUGCUGAUUAAAGCCUGCGUUGGGUACCAGUCGAAAAGCCAGUACCGAAAGUGGCAGUGGAUGCUGCAGAGGGAUCCAAACUGGCCUCCUGUAAACACCAAGGAUUUUGCAGCAAGAAGCACAGCUGAGGUUUACAUUAACCCCAGCUACGAGCACAGGGACUAGGCGACUGCAGCUGGGCACAGGGCUGCCUUGUCCCCGCUGACCGGUCUGUUUGCAUCGCUCCACGCGCACCAGGCUUGGAUUUCUGUGCUUGCUGAACAAACCCCUCCAUUCAGAGGCGGGCUGGCUGUGUCCUGGAAUAGGGACGAGGGUUAUUCUUUCUCUUGCUGGUAAAAUAACAACUUUGACUCUAUUCCAUGGCAACAGCAGCUCUCCGGCCUUGCCAGCACCUCCUACAAAGGCUCAGCAACACUGAGCACAGCAAAGCAAUGACUGCUGCUGCUCCAGCAUUCAGCCACUGCUCCACCAAACCCUGUCACUGUACCCACGGGGCUUGAUGACCCAAUUAGUGACCUAAUCUUGACUGCACCGAGGAGCACACGUGCAACUGCAAAAUCCUGCAUUAAAUGAAACUGCAGCUUCCAAGCAAAAUUCCACUUACAAAGCAAUUCUGGUUUUCUUCCAUCCUGGAGUGAAUUAGAAAUGUGGGAGGGUGCACAUGCUGUCCUUACUUCACCCUCCCUUGCCAGUUUUUGCAGACACAAUGUGCUGAGUGCGGGGAAGAUUUCAGCUCAAGCAUUGCAGCAAGCUGGAGCUGGGCAGGGAUGCACUCAGGGAAUGAAUAGCUGCCUCCUUACCCAAAUUUAGUGCUCUCUUUGGUGCCACGUGGCACCGUUGCUCUCAGGGCACGCUGGGUGGAAAGUUGCACUGAGCUGCUUGCUUUAUCUAAGUCAUGCCAAGAAGCAGAGGUUAAUGUGCACCAGUGCUCUGCAGUUGCAUAGUGUAGGAAGCUGAGCCCAGCUGGGCUUGCUCUCAUCCUUAUAUUAUUUAGCCACUUCCUAGGUUUCGUCUUGAAAGAACUUCUGGCUAUAUUUACAGGAAAACUGAACAGGGCUUCCAGGUUUAGUUACUAAGAGCCCAGUUUUAUUUUAAUAAAUUUCCCAUAUUAAAAAAGAA